AUGCUCGCAGUUUCACGAACUCCAUCAAACACACGUAUCUAUUUCCGCACAAAAGACGCAGCGCUGUUUCGUGCCAUGGAAAAGGGUCUUUUUGACGAACCAUCCUCGAGUGAAGUUUCUCAAGAAGGCUGGGAUAAGAUGAUCGAAGUCUGGAAGAACACCGUCGACUGUCAAAAGCUGCAUGAGGAUAAUACCGAUGUCGAUUGGGACGAGCCGCUAUGCUUUGCAUUAUCGAUUACCAUGGCGCGCAACCAGAAAUCAUCCGACAACGGGUUAUUCCCAGGAAAGCUUGAUCAGCAAGGCUCGCCUUGCAUGUACAAGGACGAGUUUGCACGAGACAAUUUAUGGGGAGUUACCUUCAAAAUCCCGUACCUUCUUUGGAAGCACUCUUCUUCUCUCGGGAUCAAGCCUGAAAUUGUCAAGGGUUCCCAAGAGACCAGUCCGAUAGACGAUACGAAGUCCCAAAGCUCCAAAUCUUCAUCUCAGCCGGAAUUCAACAGGAAGAUUCUUCCACUUCUCAAAGAUCUCACGCAACGGAACCGAGAGAAAAACGACAAGAAGGCCUCUAGUUCUUCCAUGAAGCACCACUUCCCUCAAGAUGCUUUGAACAUGUCAAAGACAACUGAUGACACGCCUAUUCUGGGUGUUUUGAUCGAUGUGCCCAAGGCUGGCAAAGGAGCAGAGCACCAGAUGGCCAACUUCCACCAAAGCCACACAUCUUUUGAAAAACAUUUUGAAGAAGAGACUGUGGAAAAGCUGAAUACAUGGACGACUGAGCUUCACUUGUCAUUCUACGACAUUCUUGAGGGAAACAAAUCUCAGAAAGAACCGCAGGAUACAGGGGAUCUUAGCCUGCCGCCUACAGAAGCAAAGCUUGUCGAUACCUUCCUGACGAGAGUUUCCACAAGCUUUCACAUUGAAGGGGGCUUUUUUGAUGGAUACUGGACCUGUCGCUACUGGGAAUUAGAUCAACACGGGAAGAAAAGCGACGGCUCACAUACGAACAGUCUUGAUGUAAAAGACCUAGAACUUUUACUAGCAGAGGUUGAAGAACGUCCAGACAGAAUAACACAAAACGAAGAUGAUUCCAAAAGGGCUGAAGAAACCAGAACACAUAUCCGAACACAUAUAAGAACUCUUCAAGAAGAUGACCACUCGUCAAUCACGGAUGAAGAUCGUAGCCAGAGGUCCACAGAGCCUGACAUGCAUAUCAGCAGGACUGUGGUCGAAGCGAUGAUGAAUCUUAUGCUCAAGACUGAGAAGAAACCCACGGCUCAAGGUUUACAGAAAGGUCCUUGGCAACGAAGACGAGUCCUGGAGCUUUUGAUCGUGAGGAGAAUACUCAAAAAGAUGCUCAAAAGCUCGGACAAAAUCCUGAAGAUGGCUCGAUCAAGCAUAGAAAAGGUGUUCCAGCAAGUUCAAGACGUCCUUCAAAUGGUAGAAGGAGAUCUGGCGGAGAAUUUGGCACAGAUGGAGUUAUGGCGCACUCGGGAAAAAGACCGUCAGGCAGAAAAGCCGCGAUGGACCUUGAACGACGAAAACCGCUACCGAGUUAUCAUUGUGAAACUGCGUGUUUCGAAUGAACACGAUGUUCAGAAGCUGAAGCGGAUUCAUCUGGAAAUUGCGAGCUUGAAUGAGCUUCUUGCGAAAAGGUUAGAGGUCAUGCGGAACGAUCUGGAACAGCGUCGGGCGAACGACACCCAGAAGUUUACCUACGUUACUGUCGUGUUUCUACCUCUAGGUUUCGCAACUGGGGUGUUCAGCAUGAGCGGUACACCCCUCGUUAGCAUGGUGUUCACCGCGAUCGUGUCUUUGGUUGUCACUGCGCUGAUGCUAGGUGUCACGCAGGCGUUCGACUCUAGGACACUCACCAAAUGGCGAAAGCAGGCCAUUGAGGCUGAAUUUGCAUUCCCCAAGAACUUACAGACCAUACAGAAGAAGAAGAAGCUGGCGGACCCGGAGAGGGCAGACGCUUCAAGGUUGGGUGGUGGGGCUGGGGCUUCGAGAGAACGAAGAGCUUCGCUGGAGAGGAGAGCUUGA
Colletotrichum paranaense is the source of this 2040-nucleotide messenger RNA. RefSeq lists its product as uncharacterized. Bases 1 to 2040 code for a protein of 679 amino acids. The transcript is spliced from 5 exons. NCBI's taxonomy places the organism in Eukaryota, Fungi, Ascomycota, Sordariomycetes, Glomerellales, Glomerellaceae. The record is from RefSeq and is a predicted model, not a curated record.